UUUAGAAUCAACCAUUUCGUGCAUUACCUAGGAUAGCUUUUUGAAAGAAUUUGAUAUGAAUCCUGCGAACAAAAUGUGCUCAAUUCUUCAAUAUUUCACAGUGUUUUUCAUAUUUUUAAUCAACGAAGAAAUUAAAAACUGUCUCCCUGCCAAUUUAAAAGAUCCGCAAGUAGAUGCAAAAGCCAUCGUGGAUUCAAAAUUCGACCAUAAAACGGUGGCAAAAAUAUUGCCAUUUAGGACCCAAGAAGAAUGUGACGCGAUAAACAAAGCUGUAGCUUCAUUCAAUGCAGGUAAACCUUUGGUAGACCCUAAGUACAUCCCUUUGCAGAGUUGCAAUCCUUACGACGAUUUGGUUUUCGCCCUGAUUAACGACAGAAUGACCGUUUACAGCAUGUACUUGGGGGAGUACCUCUUCAAUCGAGACGAAACUUUCAUUAUCAUGGUAUUCGUACAAGUCGACGAUAGAACUGCGUUCAUAGAUCUCUACAACAAACAACACACUGUCAUUUUCGACGAUGCUCGUCGUAGCAACAGACAUCCUUUUCAAAAUGCGUUAAGAGUUUGGGCGGAAGAAAACAGGCAAGGCAGUCCACCAGAAUGUGCCAUCAAUGGGUGUUGCUCCAAAGGUCAAUUUCUACAAGAUGAACGAUCAUUAUGGAACAAGAAAAAGAGAGAUGAUUUGGAAUACGUUCUAAUGAAGCAGUCUUUCGACGACAGUAAAUGCUCGAUACACUGUUACGGAACCAGGAUGCCAGAACAACCAGCCAACUUUUUAGAUGACAUCAAAAAUAACAUAGAUAAUCAAGAUCUCGUCGACCUAUACUCUUCUUUGGUUAAUUAUAUUCAGAAUCAAGAUGAAUAUUUGGCUAAGAAACUUCACGAUUAUUGCAACGGUCAAGAUAACUGGGCUGUUUGGAUAAUCAUCCUGUCGACUCGACGAGGCGAUCCGAUGAAAUUAAUCGAUACAGCUUUUCAAGGCCUUUAUCAAAAUGUUACUUUGAAAGAUUACAUUACGAAAUGCGACAUUCAAGAUCCAAUAUUCAAAGACAUGCUGACAAAUUUGGUAGAUCCGGUAUCAAUAAAGGAUCGACAGAAACCUCCACCUCCACCAGCACCGCCUUCUGAAUCAGAAGCAGAUUUAUAUGAACCAUCUUCAGAAAAUGAUAGGUAGGCGUGAGAAUCCUAUACAUGAAGUUGAAAUAUUCUUGAAAUCAAAUACCAGAACCACUUUGUUCCAUCUUUGACCUAAUAUGAUUACAAAAUAUAUUUAGGUACCUUAAAUAAUAAGAAAUACACGUACAAUUUUCAAUGCAAAGCUGAAAAAUUCAAAAAAAUGAAGUCCAAAAUUGAAAAAAAUCAUAGUCAAAGCAAAGG
Molecule: messenger RNA, 1374 nt
Organism: Planococcus citri (citrus mealybug)
Lineage: Eukaryota; Metazoa; Arthropoda; Insecta; Hemiptera; Pseudococcidae
Exons: 8
Coding region: 56-1171 (371 amino acids)
Molecular function (GO): calcium ion binding; calcium-dependent phospholipid binding
Source: RefSeq, a predicted model, not a curated record